AGUUCCCGCGACCCCAACGUCCCAGAGGCGGGGCCGGAGUCGGCGGUGGCGCUCCUUGGAGCCGGCUCCCGCUCCUACCCUGCAAACAGACCUCAGCUCCGCGGAAGUUGCGUGGGUUCCGCCCUCCAGGAGCCUGGAGCAGAUGACGAGAAGGGGAGCUAGUGGGAGAAAUUAAGCAGUCCAUGAAAUCCUUGGGUAUCAUCUGAGCUAAGGUAUGUGAAAGAGGUUUGCAGUCGAUAACGUGCCAUUUAAAGUUGUUUUUACGGUGGGAAUUUCUUGAGGACUGAAACCUUGAAUGCUCGCUCUUGCAUUCCUCACAAUUUCUGGCUCACACUCUGCUACGUAGUAAGGGAUCAGUUAAUGUUUGAAGUUCAUGGACUACUGGAAGUAAAGUGUAAACAGCAAAGUGCGAGAAUGCUAUGCGUGUGAGUACAGACAGUAUAGUACCAUCGCCACGGUGUCUGGGAGAAGGUUUCACAGAGGAAGUGACAUUCGAGUUGGAUUGUGAGGGAUGGCGGGGGUUUACUAGGGCAUUCCAAGUUAAGGGAGGCAUCCUGUGCAGAUAUUGAAACCGGGGCACUGCAAGUAGUUCAGUUUGACUGGAAUGUAGGAUGAGUGGAUGGGGGGGUUAAGGUUGGAAUAAUAGAGUGGGGCUGGAUUGUGAAGAUCCUUUAUUCUGUAUGUAAAGAAGAGCCAUCGGCUUUUUAAAAAAAAUUUAUUUUUAUGUUUAUUUUUGAGACGCAGUUUCACUCUUUGGCCCAGGCUGGAGUGAAGUGGAGUGAUCUCGGCUCACUGCAACCUCCGUCCCCCGGGUUCAAGCGAUUCUCCUGCCUCAGCCUCCCUAGUAGCUGGGAUUACAGGCAAACGCCACCACGCUCGGCUGAUUUUUGUAUUUUUAGUAGAGACGGGGUUUCACCAUGUUGGUCGGGCUGGUCUGGAAAUCCUGACUUCAGGUGAUCCACCCGCCUCGGCCUCCCAAAAUGCUGGGAUUACAAGCGUGAGCCACCGCCCCUGACAUGAGCCAUUGACUUUUAAAGCAGGAGAAUAAUUUGAUCAGAUUUAUAUGGAAACACUCUUCUAGCAGCAUUAUGGGGACUUUUCCAUAAGUCUGGAUACUGAGGAUUUGGAAUUAAAGAAAUCAUUCACCAGACAUCAUGGAGCCUAUAUAUCCUUUUGCACGGCCCCAGAUGAAUACCAGGUUUCCUUCAAGCAGGAUGGUACCUUUCCACUUUCCUCCAUCAAAAUGUGCACUUUGGAACCCAACGCCAACUGGAGAUUUCAUCUACUUACAUCUCAGUUACUACAGAAAUCCAAAGCUUGUGGUGACUGAGAAGACCAUCCGACUUGCUUAUCGUCAUGCUAAGCAGAAUAAAAAAAAUUCGUCAUGCUUUUUACUUGGUUCUCUGACAGCAGACGAAGAUGAAGAAGGUGUAACAUUGACAGUAGAUCGCUUUGAUCCUGGUCGAGAAGUACCUGAAUGCCUAGAAAUAACCCCUACUGCUUCUCUUCCUGGGGACUUUUUGAUUCCAUGCAAAGUUCAUACUCAAGAACUUUGUUCAAGAGAAAUGAUAGUUCACAGUGUAGAUGACUUCAGUUCAGCUUUAAAGGCUCUACAGUGCCAUAUAUGUAGCAAAGAUUCCUUGGACUGUGGUAAGCUGCUUUCCCUAAGAGUUCAUAUCACUUCCAGGGAGAGUUUGGACAGUGUGGAAUUUGACUUGCAUUGGGCAGCAGUAACUCUAGCAAAUAACUUUAAAUGCACACCUGUGAAGCCCAUCCCCAUUAUUCCAACAGCUCUGGCAAGAAACUUGAGCAGUAAUCUGAAUAUUUCUCAAGUUCAAGGGACUUAUAAAUAUGGAUAUCUUACCAUGGAUGAAACACGCAAAUUGUUACUUUUGUUGGAAUCUGAUCCCAAGGUUUAUUCUCUACCAUUGGUGGGAAUUUGGCUGUCUGGAAUUACACAUAUCUAUAGUCCUCAGGUAUGGGCUUGCUGUUUGCGAUACAUAUUCAAUUCUUCUGUUCAAGAAAGGGUUUUUUCAGAAUCUGGAAAUUUCAUCAUAGUUCUCUAUUCUAUGACACAUAAGGAACCUGAGUUUUAUGAAUGCUUCCCUUGUGAUGGCAAGAUACCUGACUUUCGGUUUCAGUUGCUAACCAGUAAGGAAACAUUACAUCUUUUCAAAAAUGUUGAACCUCCUGACAAAAAUCCAAUCCGUUGUGAACUGAGCGCUGAAAGCCAAAAUGCAGAAACAGAGUUUUUCAGUAAGGCUUCCAAGAAUUUUUCAAUUAAGAGGUCUUCCCAAAAGUUAUCUUCUGGGAAGAUGCCAAUACAUGAUCACGACUCUGGUGUUGAAGAUGAAGAUUUUUCUCCAAGACCAAUUCCUAGUCCUCAUCCAGUGAGUCAGAAGAUUUCUAAGAUCCAACCAUCAGUUCCUGAACUUUCACUUGUGUUGGAUGGCAAUUUCAUAGAAUCAAACCCUCUGCCUACUCCAUUGGAAAUGGUGAAUAAUGAAAAUCCUCCUUUGAUUAACCACUUGGAACACUUGAAGCCAUUGCAACCCCAGCUUUAUGAUGAGAAACACAGUCCAGAAGUUGAAGCUGGAGAGCCUUCCUUGAGAGGAAUACCAAAUCAGUUAAACCAGGAUAAACCAGCUCUUUUGAGACACUGCAAAGUAAGACAGCCACCUGCCUAUAAGAAAGGGAACCCCCAUACCAGGAACAGUAUUAAACCAUCUUCUCAUAAUGGGCCAUCUCAUGAUAUAUUUGAAAAGCUCCAAACAGUUUCUGCUGGAAAUGUACAAAACGAAGAGUAUCCUAUAAGACCCUCCACACUUAAUUCUAGGCAGUCUUCUCUUGCCCCGCAGUCCCAACCACACGAUUUUGUUUUUUCACCCCAUAAUUCAGGAAGACCAAUGGAACUUCAGAUACCUACUCCCCCACUGCCAUCUUACUGUUCCACAAACGUUUGCAGGUGUUGUCAGCAUCAUAGUCAUAUUCAAUAUAGUCCGCUAAAUUCUUGGCAAGGAGCAAACACAGUUGGAUCCAUUCAAGAUGUCCAGUCUGAAGCCCUUCAAAAGCAUUCAUUAUUUCACCCAAGUGGAUGUCCAGCCCUGUACUGUAAUGCAUUCUGUUCUUCAAGUAGUCCUAUAGCCUUGAGACCUCAGGGAGAUAUGGGCAGUUGUUCUCCCCACAGCAAUAUUGAACCAUCGCCUGUGGCAAGACCGCCUUCACAUAUGGACUUAUGUAACCCACAGCCUUGCACAGUGUGCAUGCACACACCCAAGACUGAGUCAGAUAAUGGAAUGAUGGGACUAUCUCCAGAUGCAUAUCGGUUCCUCACAGAACAAGACAGACAGCUAAGACUACUUCAGGCACAGAUUCAGCGUUUGUUGGAAGCACAGUCUCUGAUGCCCUGUUCCCCUAAGACAACUGCUGUUGAAGACACAGUGCAAGCUGGAAGACAAAUGGAGUUGGUUUCUGUGGAAGCACAGUCUUCCCCUGGCUUGCACAUGAGAAAAGGUGUAAGCAUUGCUGUGAGCACAGGUGCUAGCUUGUUUUGGAAUGCAGCAGGUGAGGAUCAAGAGCCUGACUCUCAAAUGAAGCAAGAUGAUACCAAAAUUUCCAGUGAGGACAUGAAUUUUUCUGUCGAUAUUAAUAAUGAAGUCACAAGUCUUCCAGGUAGUGCAUCUUCAUUAAAAGCAGUUGAUAUUCCCAGUUUUGAAGAGAGCAACAUUGCUGUGGAAGAAGAAUUUAACCAGCCACUUUCUGUAUCCAACAGCUCUUCUCUAGUUGUGAGAAAAGAACCUGAUGUACCUGUGUUCUUUCCAAGUGGCCAGCUGGCAGAAAGUGUAAGCAUGUGUUUACAGACUGGACCAACAGGGGGUGCCAGUAACAAUUCUGAAACAUCAGAGGAACCAAAAAUUGAGCAUGUAAUGCAACCCUUGCUUCAUCAACCAUCAGAUAACCAGAAAAUUUACCAGGAUUUAUUGGGUCAAGUAAACCACCUAUUAAAUAGUUCCUCCAAGGAAACUGAGCAGCCGUCUACCAAAGCAGUAAUUAUCAGUCAUGAAUGCACCAGAACCCAAAACGUUUACCAUACAAAGAAAAAAACACAUCAUUCAAGACUGGUGGACAAAGAUUGUGUCCUUAAUGCAACUCUUAAGCAACUAAGAAGCCUUGGAGUAAAAAUUGAUUCUCCCACUAAAGUGAAGAAAAAUGCACAUAACGUGGAUCACGCCAGUGUGUUGGCAUGCAUCAGCCCAGAAGCAGUGAUCUCUGGAUUAAACUGCAUGUCAUUUGCUAAUGUUGGCAUGAGCGGCUUAAGCCCCAAUGGUGUGGAUUUGAGCAUGGAGGCAAAUGCUAUAGCUCUGAAAUAUUUAAAUGAAAAUCAGCUGUCACAACUGUCUGUCACUCGAUCGAACCAAAAUAAUUGUGACCCAUUCAGCCUUCUCCAUAUUAAUACAGACAGAAGCACAGUGGGGCUUAGUUUAAUUUCACCAAACAACAUGUCAUUUGCAACCAAAAAAUAUAUGAAGAGAUAUGGACUCCUACAAAGCAGUGACAAUAGUGAAGAUGAAGAGGAACCUCCCGACAAUGCAGAUAGCAAGAGUGAAUAUUUAUUGAAUCAGAACCUUAGGUCCAUACCUGAACAGCUUGGUGGUCAGAAAGAGCCUUCUAAGAAUGACCAUGAAAUAAUUAAUUGUUCUAACUGUGAAUCUGUGGGGACCAACGCAGAUACGCCAGUAUUGAGAAAUAUUACAAAUGAAGUUUUGCAGACAAAAGCAAAACAGCAGUUGACUGAAAAGCCAGCUUUCUUAGUAAAGAACCUUAAACCAAGUCCUGCAGUGAACCUUCGAACCGGGAAAGCAGAGUUCACUCAACAUCCUGAGAAAGAAAAUGAAGGGGACAUUACAAUUUUUCCUGAAAGUUUGCAACCUUCUGAAACGCUAAAGCAGAUGAAUAGCAUGAAUUCAGUAGGCACCUUCUUAGAUGUAAAACGUCUCAGACAGUUACCAAAAUUAUUUUAACCUUUUAACUCCCUGCCCUUUUAAUACAGGGACAGGGUGUCUCCUGAAGAUACUUAGGGAAAACAGGAGCCUACCACAAGGCUCCUGAUCAUUCUGGAGUCACUGUUUCUUGGUAGCAGCCAAUUGGGAAGAGUGACUUCUGUGAGAUGGCUGGCUGGUGAUAGGACUAAGUUCUCAUUGUUCAAAUAGAGCUGUUCAACAUCACUGAAACCUUUAAGAAAAGCCCUGAGAUCAGUUAUUCCUACAAGUUUAAGUAGUAGACAGAUACUAUCCAGCUCUAAGUCUCAACUGCUCUUUUAUACUGUACUUUUUUUUUUGAGACGGAGUUUUGCUCUUGUAGCCCAGGCUGGAGUGCAAUGGCAGGAUCUCAGAUCACUGCAACCUCUGCCUCCUGGGUUCAAGCGAUUUUCCUGCUUCAUCUUCCCAGGUAGCUGGGAUUACAGGCAUGUGCCACAACGCCUGGCUAAUUUUGUAUUUUUAGUAGAGACUGGUUUCUCCAUGUUGGUCAGGCUGGUCUCAAACUCCCGACCUCAGGUGAUCCGCCCGCCUCGGCCUCCUAAAGUGCUGGGAUUACAGGCGUGAGCCACUGCGCCCAGCUAUACUGUAUAUUUUAAGAAGUUCCAGCAUGUUGCAUCUCUGCAUUUAUCCUAUAUCAUUAAAAGAACAUAAGUUAUCAUGGUGUUGGGUAAAUUAGCGAAAUCAACCCUUCCUAAGUUUAAGGGAAAAGUUAUUUUUAAAAACAACUUAAUAAAAACUUACACUCUUUUAUACAAGAGUGUAUUUCCCCUUAAUUAGGAUGCAUGUUGAUUAAACUCGAGAUACAGCUUUUUGCAGUAUGGUGGGUUGGUUUUGGUGUAACAUCUUCAACAUGUCACACUGGCUAUCAAAGAAUAAGAAAAUUAUUGAGUAUGAGUGUGUUUUAUAAACUUUCUGAGUUUUUCAGAUGUCUUAAUAUUUUUUAAUAGAACUUAAUAAAAUGUCUAGAUUGACUAUUUUC
Messenger RNA from Homo sapiens (human), 6018 nucleotides. RefSeq names its product STIL centriolar assembly protein (gene STIL). Bases 1155 to 5021 code for a protein of 1288 amino acids. Gene Ontology annotation, cellular component: cell cortex; cytosol; centriole. The transcript is spliced from 18 exons. The record is from RefSeq and is a predicted model, not a curated record. NCBI's taxonomy places the organism in Eukaryota, Metazoa, Chordata, Mammalia, Primates, Hominidae.